Parnassius mnemosyne (clouded apollo) is the source of this 660-nucleotide messenger RNA. Lineage: Eukaryota; Metazoa; Arthropoda; Insecta; Lepidoptera; Papilionidae. The record is from the annotation of a GenBank genome assembly.
AUGCACAGAAUACAGUUUGUGUGUUUUGUUGUAAUAACUUUAAUGUUUUUUAAAUUAUUAAAAUGCUCCGGAAACCGUCACAUGCAACCUUUUAUUGUUAAUGGUAAAUAUGCUAAAAUAGAAAAAUUCCCACACAGCGUUUAUUUAGAAAUGCGUUGCUGGCGCGAUUACUUGGGCGCCAUAACUUGGGAGCUAUCGAAUUGCGGAUCGUCGAUUUUAAACCAAAUGAUACUUUUAACUGCUGCCCACUGUUUGGAUUUUUGCAUUGAAAGAGGAGAAAUAGUCGCUGUUGCAGGCCACGAAAAUGUAAAUAAGGCGACGGCGAUAAGGCGAGUAAAGAGUAUAUUGCUCCACGAAAACUACAGUGAUAUGAGUUUUGCUGACGAUAUUGCAUUAGUCUUUUUAGAAGAAAGUUUACCUUUAGGAAACACAAUGAAAAGAGUGAUACUUACCAAACAAAAUAGUGUCGGUCUUACCGCCAUGAUUGCAGGAUGGGGACUUAUAAAUGACGACGAACGUCGAGAAGAGAAAACCUACAUCCUCAGGUCAGCUCCACAAAUAGUAAGGUCGAAUAGGGAUUGUUUUGUACCCGAAUGGCGAAUGACUGGUUUAUUGUGCGCAGGUAGUACCAACAUUAAUCAACCAAGAGCUACUAGGUAA